AUGAGUUGUCAGGCUACCAAGUUCUUGGUUUUGAAAGUCAUCACCAGGGCUUUGUUUUUGGCUUUUGUCAUCGUUUCACUCCCUUGGCUUAACACCGCAAUUGGAGAUCUUACGUCGAAGUUGAACAAUGGAGCCAGGGUUUCAUCUGUUGCUGAUCAGAUAGCUGUAGAUGAUCCCAAUGACGCCGUAGGGACGCUAUCCGUGUUGUUUCAUGAUUUGGCGAACGAAGGCCUUCUCAAAAUGGGCGACCGAGCCCUCAUUAUCAGCAAUGGUGACGAUCAUGAAGCAGCUAUAUUCAACACUCAAGCCAUCAGCGACUACAACAUGGACGUGGUUUCCUGCUCGGACGUGGAGCGACAGAGUUUGAUCCCCAAUCAGACGUAUGAUUUAGUGUUCGUCCGUGAUUUCCAUGCAGCUUCAGAAUUGAUUGAACGGAUUAUCAAGAAAGAUGGGACGGUAACUGUCCAGCUCAAUUCAGGUGGUGCCUGCGGGCAAACAUUCAGCAGCAGCAAGGAGACGAUUGCUCGGCUUAACACGGAAGUAAAGAAGAAAGCCCUUAACAAUCUCGAAGACGUGUUACUCGAACCGCCAAGAGCCGCGUCAGGGAAAUCAAACAGCUAUCGAAAGCGAACUAGAUUCUUACCAGACUUGAUUGGUGACUCCCUCGAGAGCUACUCGCGCAGAGUGUUCAUCGACGUCGGUUUGCCUGACAAAAACGACGACUCAUCAGGUGAUGUUAGCUGGUUUAAAAAGAACUAUCCUACUAAGAACACCGAGUUUGAGGUGUACAAGAUUGAGACCGUGAAUGAAGGACCAUCAAGAGAAGAGGUAGCUCAAAUCGGGAUGUCUGAUUGGCUAAGGAAGAAUCUGAAAGGGAAUGAAUAUGUUGUGAUGAAGGCGGAGGCUGAAGUGGUGGAGGAAUUGGUAAGGAGCAAAGCUAUAAAGUUAGUGGAUGAAUUGUUCUUGGAGUGUAAGCAUAGAGGUAUAAAGAAAAGUGUCAAAAGAAGUAGGAGAGCCUAUUGGGAAUGCUUGGCUUUGUAUGGAUCGUUGAGAGAUGAGGGUAUUGCAGUGCACCAGUGGUGGGGUUGA
Messenger RNA from Coffea arabica (coffee), 1089 nucleotides. The record is from RefSeq and is a predicted model, not a curated record. Lineage: Eukaryota; Viridiplantae; Streptophyta; Magnoliopsida; Gentianales; Rubiaceae.